ACCCAGAGGAACGCGCUACCUAAGCCAGCGGCAGUAACAUUUUGGUGUCAUGGCGCCGGCGCAUGCCGUUACCCCGCACGUCGUCCUGCUCCCGAGCCCCGGCGCGGGGCACGUCGCCCCGGCUGCCCAGCUCGCGGCGCGCCUCGCCACGCACCACGGCUGCACGGCCACGAUCGUCACGUACACCAACCUCUCCACGGCAAGGAACUCCUCCGCGCUCGCCUCCCUCCCGACGGGCGUCACCGCCACGGCGCUCCCGGAGGUGUCCCUCGACGACCUCCCCGCCGACGCGCGCAUCGAGACGCGCAUCUUCGCCGUCGUGCGCCGCACGCUCCCGCACCUCCGUGAGCUCCUGCUCUCCUUCCUCGGCUCAUCCUCCCCCGCCGGCGUCACGACGUUACUCACCGACAUGCUCUGCCCCGCGGCGCUCGCCGUGGCGGCCGAGCUCGGCAUCCCGCGAUACGUCUUCUUCACCUCGAACCUCCUGUGCCUGACCACGCUGCUCUACACCCCGGAGCUCGCCACGACCACCGCCUGCGAGUGCCGCGACCUCCCGGAGCCGGUCGUCCUCCCGGGAUGCGUGCCGCUGCACGGCGCCGACCUCAUCGACCCCGUGCAAAACCGCGCCAACCCCGUGUACCAGCUCAUGGUAGAGCUGGGGCUCGACUACCUCCUCGCUGACGGCUUCCUCAUCAACACCUUCGACGCCAUGGAGCACGACACACUUGUGGCGUUCAAGGAGCUUUCGGACAAAGGCGUGUACCCUCCGGCCUACGCGGUCGGCCCGCUCGUCCGGUCGCCCACCAGCGAGGCGGCGAACGACGUCUGCAUACGGUGGCUCGACGAACAGCCGGACGGAUCUGUGCUGUACGUGUGUUUGGGCAGCGGCGGCACGCUGUCCGUCGCGCAGACGGCGGAGCUGGCGGCGGGGCUGGAGGCGAGCGGGCAGAGGUUCCUAUGGGUGGUGCGCUUCCCCAGCGACAAGGACGUCAGUGCGAGCUACUUCGGGACGAACGACCGUGGCGACAACGACGACCCGAUGAGCUACCUACCUGAGGGGUUCGUCGAGAGGACGAAGGGCGCCGGGCUCGCCGUGCCGCUGUGGGCGCCGCAGGUGGAGGUCCUGAACCACCGCGCCGUGGGAGGGUUCUUGUCGCACUGCGGGUGGAACUCGACGCUGGAGGCCGCGUCGGCGGGCGUGCCGACGCUGGCGUGGCCGCUGUUCGCGGAGCAGAAGAUGAACGCCGUGAUGCUGUCGUCGGAGAGGGUUGGGCUGGCGGCGCUGCGGGUGCGACCGGACGACGACCGCGGGGUGGUGACGCGGGAGGAGGUGGCGUCGGCGGUGAGGGAGCUGAUGGCCGGGAAGAAGGGCGCGGCGGCGUGGAAGAAGGCCCGCGAGCUGCGUGCUGCGGCGGCGGUGGCAUCGGCGCCGGGUGGACCGCAGCACCAGGCGCUCGCCGGGAUGGUCGGGGAGUGGAAGGGGCGCGGUUGAUCACCACCCCGCGCGCGGAUGGAACGUCGAAGUUGAAUUUGGUUAUAAAAAAAUGAUUAAUAUACGCUAUAAAAAAUAAAGUCAUCUAAAUGGUUAUAAAAAAUAUUUUUUUAAUAAGAUAGAUUAAUAUAUGAUAAACCACUCCACAAACAUGCAAUGUCAAAUUUAACUUCAACAAGUUAAAAAACGAAUUUAAUUUGUUUUUUAUUGUAAUUUGUAGAAGUCAAAAUUUAACUUGCAUAUAUAUGAAGUGAUUUAUCAUAUGUUAAUCUAUCUUGUUGAACUUUUUUUUUAAAAAAUAUAAUCAUUUGAAUGACAUACAAAACAUCCUCUUAAAAGUUUAUAAUCGCUCACAAUAAGUACUAUUAGAAGUUGUACCAUCGGUUGCAACGCACAGUCCACACCAAUCGGAAGGUUCCAUCGAAUCAUCCUUUCUGUAAGUAUUCUCGCCCAUUUCUCAGGAAGGAAAAAGUACACCGAAGGUCCCUCAA
Molecule: messenger RNA, 1983 nt
Organism: Oryza sativa Japonica Group (Japanese rice)
Lineage: Eukaryota; Viridiplantae; Streptophyta; Magnoliopsida; Poales; Poaceae
Product: hydroquinone glucosyltransferase
Molecular function (GO): UDP-glycosyltransferase activity
Source: RefSeq, a predicted model, not a curated record